CGCAGACGCGUAUUCCUGGGCUGCCCGCCUCAGACGCCGCGAGGCGGGUGACGUCCUUUCCAGUCCGUUCGCAGUGCUUCCGGGUUACGGUCGUUCGGAGCCCUUAUCUGGGUGACUCUUUGGCUGCCUGGCCGCUGCCCGCUCCCCAUCCCCCGCUCCGGUGCGGCCCCGCGCGCCCUCCGGUUUCCGUCCUCUCCGGGCCUCCUGCCUCUGCCCGCCCGGGCUCGCCGCGCCCUAGUCCGUGGCUGUCAUCCGAGGAAAGAUGAAUGGCAGGGCUGAUUUUCGAGAGCCGAAUGCUGAAGUUGCAAGACCAAUUCCCCACAUAGGGGCUGAUUACAUUCCAACAGAGGAAGAAAGAAGAGUCUUCGCAGAAUGCAAUGAUGAAAGCUUCUGGUUCAGAUCUGUGCCUUUGGCUGCGACAAGUAUGUUGAUUACUCAAGGAUUAAUUAGUAAAGGAUUCCUUUCAAGUCAUCCCAAAUAUGGUUCCAUUCCUAAACUCAUAUUUGCUUGCAUCAUGGGAUACUUUGCCGGAAAGCUUUCUUAUGUGAAAACUUGCCAAGAGAAGUUCAAGCAUCUUGAGAAUUCCCCUCUUGGAGAAGCUUUACGAUCAGGACAGGCACGACGAGCUGCAAUACCUGGGUACUAUUCUCAGAAGCCAAGAUAUGAAUCAAAUGUGAGUGAUCACUCAUCUUUUGUGACAGCCCCAGCAGCAGAUAACAUGGAAAAAGAGAAGUUUCCUCGUUAUGAGCCAAUUCCAUUUAGUUCUUCUAUGAACGAAUCUACUCCCACUGGUAUUACUGAUCAUAUUGCCCAAGGACCUGAUUCCAGGCUUGAAGAAAGUCCUAAAAGAAAAAGUAUUACAUAUGAGGAAUUAAGGAAUAAGAACAGAGAGUCAUAUGAAGUAACUUUAGCACAUAAGACUGACCCCUCAGUCAGGCCUAUGCAGGAAAGAAUACCCAAAAAAGAAGUCAAAGUAAACAAAUAUGGAGAUGCUUGGGAUGAGUGAGACAUUGCAUCCUUGGACCUACUGAAGGAGUGUCAAUAUCCAGCUUCAUCUAGGUGGUCAGACCUGCAUGCUUUGAGCUCAGCAGCAGUCUUCAUAAACAUUUAAAAUCCGAACCUGGGCUUUUUGUGGUUUGGCUUAUUAAAAUAAUGUUUAAAAAAACAAAUUUAUUAAUAUGUUGUGAAUCUAUAUGAAUAAUGGUAUAAUACCACGAUCGUGUACAGUUUGUGAAAUUUAAGUUACAGGACAAGGAUACUCAUAGAAAACCAUUGAGGGAUUGUAAUGCUCUAGAAUUAGCAUACGUGAAAAUAAAUAUCUGCAUGUUGAAUUGGGAUGGGGGGGGAACUAGCAUAAUUUUAGGUGAUAAGCUUUACAUUAAAAAAGUAAAAAGCCUUUUUCCAGUGUUUGCUGUAUUCUCUUAAUGUUUGUGGUAAAUAAAAUAUAAAGGAACAUGCAUCUUCAUUGA
This is a messenger RNA of Eptesicus fuscus (big brown bat), 1469 nucleotides long. It is a transcript of the gene OCIAD1, whose product is annotated as OCIA domain containing 1. Gene Ontology annotation, cellular component: endosome. Bases 263 to 1006 code for a protein of 247 amino acids. NCBI's taxonomy places the organism in Eukaryota, Metazoa, Chordata, Mammalia, Chiroptera, Vespertilionidae. The transcript is spliced from 9 exons. The record is from RefSeq and is a predicted model, not a curated record.